Molecule: messenger RNA, 3524 nt
Organism: Sphaerodactylus townsendi
Lineage: Eukaryota; Metazoa; Chordata; Lepidosauria; Squamata; Sphaerodactylidae
Gene: CIITA
Product: class II major histocompatibility complex transactivator
Exons: 18
Coding region: 1-3393 (1130 amino acids)
Biological process (GO): inflammatory response; positive regulation of transcription by RNA polymerase II; positive regulation of MHC class I biosynthetic process
Molecular function (GO): ATP binding; protein binding
Source: RefSeq, a predicted model, not a curated record
AUGAAUCUUUUCCAGGAGAUCUUGCCGGGAGUUAGAGAGGUCCUCGCCAACGCUUCGGCCGUCCAAAUUCAGGUGCUGCUGAACCUCAUGGCAGAGUCAGGGACCAUCUCCCAGGAAUACCACCAGACUUUGCUCCAUGAGAAAGACAGGGAGGAUCUAGCUAGGAAGAUUUGUCUGACCCUGGUGGGAAGGCAAGACGUCCAUCAGGACUCCUUUGCUUCUCACUCCAGUUUGCAGUUCUGUGGCGACAACCACGGAGAUGCUUCAACCGGGACUGGAAGCUUGGGUGACAGCACAAUGAGCUCAGGAAUCCAGCCGGCGAAAGGGUACCUGGACUUACUGCACAGUGACACGGACCCCCUGAUUCUGUUCAAAAGCAUCGAGGAGGACCAUCCCUCAGACCAUGCUCCCGAUGCUACUCUUGAUGACCAGGACAACAACCCAGAUGUCUUUUACACUGUGGAAAGCAAUGACAGCGGGGAAGAGGUUUGCCUGCGUUCCAGUACCAGAGAAGCCUACGAGAAAAUUGCUAAACUAGUGGAAUAUGUGCUCGAAGAAGAACCUGCAGAAGACCUUUUUGCAGGAAGCCUCGAUUCAGAUGAUGCAACGAGCGAAGGUUGUUCAGAGCCAAAGAAACAAUGUCUCUGCUCCGGAAGUUCCAGCCUGGCGGCAUCCCCCAUGGACACGUCUCCCGCUGAGGCCGUCUCUCUUUCCAGCGUCCACGUGCAGUUUUCCUUGACCACCAUAGCCCCUGCUGGGAGACUUCCAAAGAUGUUCAGGCCUCCUGACCCGGUUUUUGAUACAAUGAUCCUCACCUUUCUGCCGCCUUCUCCAGUGGUGAAUUUGCCACUUGGACCCGCUGUGUUGGACAUUAACAUCUGUCCAGCUGAAGAUGCAAUUUAUAAAGCGCCUCAAAUCCGACCUCUUCCUUCUGAGAAAGCUUUCAAAAGACCAGAUAUCGUGGACACCUUUUCCAUGCGGUUGAAAACCUCCUUCGGGGAGAGGUGCCGAUUCGUGCCCUCAGAGCAGGACGCUCCCGUGGACUCCCUGUACGUCGAAUGUGACAUGGUGCGACGUCACAUCGAAAACCGAAGUGGGAGGAACGCAGACCUAAGGAUCUGCGACCUCGAGGAGAAGGAGAUGACCACGGUGGAGAGUCUGUUCCAGAUGCUUGAGAAGCAUGAACUUGGGAGCAACAAAGUGUUCCUCGUCUUGGGGAAGGCCGGGAUGGGCAAAAGCCUCCUGGCUCAGAAGAUCUGUCUGGACUGGUCCCAUGGCAAGUUUGCCCAGUUCAAAUUUGUCUUCCAGUUUGACUGCCGGCAGCUGAGCCUCCUCCAUGGGAAGCACUACAGCCUGCGACAGCUGCUGUUUGAAUUCUCUGUCGGUUCUCAAAACAGAGCGGACAACGAUGUCUACCGAUAUCUGUUGCGGAACCCAGACGAGGUCCUCCUGAUCUUUGAUGGCUUUGAAGAGCUGCAGGAUCUGGAGGGUUCCUCUCCGUGUUUGGACAGCCUGCCCCGUAAAGAGCCCCGGGGCACCAGCGCGAUCUUAGCCGGCCUCUUCCAGAAAAAGGUGCUCAACGGUUGCGUCAUGUUGCUCACGUCCCGGCCCAAAGAGAAGCUGCACCAGUAUCUACCCAGGGUGGACAAGUGCAUGGAGCUGAUGGGAUUCUCCUUGCCACAAGCCGAAGCCUACCUGGCCAGGUACUUUGAAGGAUCCUCCUACUGCAGGGAUGCCGCGAACCUCAUCAAAAGCUCUCCUUAUCUUUUUAGCUACUGUUACAAUCCUGACUUGUGUAGGAUUGUUUGCUUUGUGUGCAAAUCUGCCUUGGAAAGUGGGGGUGGCGAGGUCCCUUCCAGCCUCACCGGCCUGCUGGUCAGAUUCUUCCUUCAAAAACUUGGGCCCUCAACAAACGAAGCAACAUCCCCAGAACACCAGAACAUCUCCACGUUAGCCCAGGUUGCCUGGUCUCUUGGGCAAGAUCCGCAUAACGUCCUGACAAACCUUUCGUUCCCGUCCGUCAGAGCCAAGGAAGCAGCUUUGAAAUGCGGGAUAUUGGUGCCUUUGGCAUCAAGCAACGGCAGGGAAGGAUGCGGUUAUGUCUUUUCCAGCUCUGUGGUCCACAAUUUCUUGGUCGCCCUACAUUUGGUUCUCGCCCAAGAGAUUAAGGACAAAAGACUCACCAAGCACCUUUGGGUAGUGUCUAAGGCAAAGAAGUUUCCAUAUUCGUGGGACCUGGUGCCUCGUUUCUUGACCGGCCUGCUGUUCCUCCGGGGGGACCUCAGCUCUUCCUUCUUCAGAGAAGAGGGGGAGAUGGACAUAGAGAAAAUGAUCUCCAAGAAGCGGAGGAGCCUCUUCAAAUAUAUCCGGAAGCUUGAGAUAGUCAACCUCAGCCCAGACAGGCUGAUGGAGGUUGUCCACUGCAUCCAUGAGACAGAAGAGCCAUCUCUUCUGCAGCAUUUGGCGCUGAGGGUCAGACCGGCCCUCUCUUUCCUCGGCUUCCCCUUUGCGCCUCCUGAUGUCCACAUUCUGCUUUCUGUCUUGAGAAAAUCCACCAAGGAGUUUGCUUUGGACUUGAGAGGGAGCUCCGUCAGUGCGGAAGGUCUCAGGAACCUGGUCUGCCUCCGGAAUGUCACCUCGUACAGAGCGUCACUUGGGGAAGCUGUCCAGCUCUGGGAACACUUGUGGGAAACGACGGGAGGAGAGCAACUGCGGUCGGCCAUGGAGAAAUUCACCAUCAACCCUUUCAAAGCCCAGACGGUGAAGGACGUGCACAACCUCUCUGCUCUUAUGCACAUGCAGGAGAAAAUGAGCCACAGCAAGGCGGGCCCCUCCGGUUGCAACACCAGAGAGAUUCCGGCAGUCGCAGAUCUUCGACACCUAGAAUUUGCGCUGGGACCCACCUGUGGCCUGGAAGGGUUCAAAAAGUUGGUGGAGAUUCUGGGUGCGUUUCCAGCUCUCCAGCAUUUGGACUUGGAUUCCCAAAAGGAGAACGAAAUUGGAGACGAAGGAGUGGCCGCCCUCAGCGACAUUCUUCCUCGCUUAUGCUCUCUGGAAACUCUGAACUUGUCACAGAACAAGAUAACUAACGUGGGAGUGGAGAAGCUCGCCGGAGCUCUGCCUUCCCUGCCUUCGCUGAAGACCCUGAGUGUGUACAAUAACAGCAUCGGUGACGCUGGAGCAGAAAACUUUGCAAAAGCGCUCCCAGAACUGGCCUCUUUAAGGGAGCUAAACAUCCAGUUCAACAAGAUAACUGCGGCCGGAGCCCAAAGUCUGACCGACAGCCUGAGGAAAUGCCCCCACAUGCAGAGCAUGGCACUCUGGAAUCCCACGAUCCCUCACGGCGUUCUCGAGCACCUUCAGCAGCUGGAUUCUCGAAUCAGGUCACUGUAGAGCCAGGCAUCUAUCCCUGGCGGACGAGAAACUGACAAACGGUGUACUGUCGAAGGCUUUCACGGCCGGAAUCACUAGAGUGCGGAGGGUUUUCUGGGCUGUCUGGCCGUGUCCCAGUAGCAUUUUCUCCU